CGAAUUUACAAACGAACAGUCGCACCGCUCUUCAAUGGCGGAUUCCAUUCAGCCGUUUUCGGCUGGAAUACGACACACGUGUCAUCGUAAAAUUCUGUAGGGUGUGCCGAGUAGCGUAGGCCCACCAAAUUUUGAAGCACAUUUCGCUAGCAAACCUGAUUCGUCAUUCGCCUCACCCUACCCCCCUUGACACUGACUGAGGACUAUCUGGGCUUCAAAUUUCGAAAUAUCAAUAGGUGGGUGCUGCCUGCAAAGCACCUGUCCGAGAUCUAUUGGCAGCAUCAAAGCCCGGGUAGCAUCAAAUACCGUGUAGCCCGAGGGUGGGCGGGCCGCCUUAAGAGUGGUUAUCGACUCGGGAUGCUCGGAAUUCUCGGGCGUAACGAGGCGGACGUCGCAGCGACUGCCAUAUUCCAACGAAUAAAUCGCCAUGCUGAAUUCGAUAUUAUCCACCAGAGUUGGGAGUUUACGUCGGGAUUCAUCUAUCGCAUUACUCCACAGCUCACAAGUGCAACUGGUGGCGGAGACUUUCUCAAACCAUUCGAGAACUCGGUUUGGAUUGCGUCGUCAGUAACACUAUUGUUGAUAGUAACCGCACUGAAACUGUUUGGAAAGUUGAUUCACAAAACUUAUGAAAACGAACCGGAUAUGUCGUGGAUGGCGUACAUCUUGGACGUGGUUGGUAGCAUAUCGCAACAGGGUAUUCCCGGCCGAAUUUCUGCUAGAUUGUCCAUGAAACUUGUUCUGUCCUCACUGCUCAUGCUGGUUGUGGUUUUGUAUAACUAUUACACCUCUGCAGUUGUGGGUGGUCUGCUCAGCUCUCCUGGAAGGGGACCAGAAUCCGUUCGGGAGAUUAUCGAUAGUCCGCUGGUUGUAUCGUUCCGUGAUAUCGGGUAUCAUAAAAUACUUUUUAGAGAAACACAAGUACCCAUCAUACAAGAACUGUACGACAAAAAGGUAAAACCGCCACGCGAUGGAAAUGACAUUCUUCCAGUUUAUUCGGAUGUGGUCACAGCCGUUCCGUUUCUCAAACAUGGUGGUUAUGCAUUCCACUGCGAAAUGACGGAAGCAUUUCAGGAAAUUGCCUACGAGUUCGAUGCAAAUGAAAUCUGUGAACUGCGAACAGCAAAAGGAUUGUUCAACGAUUUGCGACUGAUGAGCUUUGUUCUGCCAAAGCGUAGCAUGUAUACUGAAAUGUUUCGAAUGACAAUGAUGCGUAUUCAAGAGGUUGGAUUAAUCAAACGAACCCUAAAGAUUUACAGAAUUGAAAAACCGAUAUGUCAAUCGGGUGGAAGAGUUAACCCGGUGGAGUUUUUUGGAGUUUCUACUGCUUUCUCUAUUUUAUUUGCUGGAAUGGUGUUGGCUCUGAUAUUGGCAAUUGCCGAACGACUGAGCAGUAGGAAAUCGAAAACACAAGCAGACAACAGUCCAAUAUUCAAACACAAAACUCGAUGAACUAGUUAUUAAGGAUUGCUCUUGAUGUGGAUAGAAAAAUAAUAAAUGA
This is a messenger RNA of Armigeres subalbatus, 1501 nucleotides long. Its product is annotated as ionotropic receptor 75a-like. The record is from RefSeq and is a predicted model, not a curated record. Bases 358 to 1452 code for a protein of 364 amino acids. NCBI's taxonomy places the organism in Eukaryota, Metazoa, Arthropoda, Insecta, Diptera, Culicidae. The transcript has 9 exons.